Molecule: messenger RNA, 822 nt
Organism: Exserohilum turcica Et28A
Lineage: Eukaryota; Fungi; Ascomycota; Dothideomycetes; Pleosporales; Pleosporaceae
Product: glycosyltransferase family 34 protein
Exons: 3
Coding region: 1-822 (273 amino acids)
Biological process (GO): protein N-linked glycosylation
Cellular component (GO): Golgi membrane
Molecular function (GO): glycosyltransferase activity
Source: RefSeq, a predicted model, not a curated record
AUGCUUAUACGGUCGGCAAAAAAGAUACCGCUGUCGAUCGCGUUUCUCCUUGCUUUCCUCGUCUUCUUAGGAUGGCGGCUCAGUCAGGCAACAAGCUACCGGGAACAGCUGCCAUCGUCUCCGCCUCCCCCGUCCGCCCCAGUCGAGCCCGAGCAAAAGCCCCAUGUUGAAGAGAGGAAGCCACUGCGGGUGGCCAUCAUGACGUUUGUCACCGAGCAGAGAUCAUACCUCCAUCUUUCGCUCAAGAACAAAGACCACUAUGCCCGCCGCCAUGGCUAUGACUUCAUCACCGACUACGAGCAACACAGCGCGACGGGCAACCCUGUCUUCUGGAAAUUUGACAUGCUAGAAAGGCUGGUAAAAAAAGACACAUACGAUUGGAUUUGGUGGCUCGACUUUGACACUCUCAUCACCAACACCGAUAUCAACAUCCAAGAUAUCAUCUACGAUGAGCUGCAGAAUGCCGAAAAUGCCGACGAGGUUGACUACAUCUUUACGCACGACUGCAAUGGCCUGAAUCUGGGUUCCUUUGUAACCCGCGCACACGAGCGAUCCCUGGAAUUUACUCACCACGCUAUGGUGGAGCUCAUGAAGGAGGAGCCAUACUCGCACAGGUUCAUCGUAGCGCCGCAGUCCAAGCUGAACGCCUUUCCCGAAGAAAUCCCAUGCUACGAAAACCGAGAUGGCCAAUGGAAGUCGGGCAAAUUCAUCUUGCAUUUUGCGGGCGCAUGGGCACAUGUGAAGGGUGACGACCCCACGGGCCAACUAAUGAACAAAUACGAAUCUACCAUCAUGUGGGGGAAAUGGGAAGAUUUCUACUAA